GUUGCGUCGCGGGGCGGGGCAGAGGAGCGUUGUCCGUAAGGCCUCAGCCGUGUGUCCUCGGCCGCCACCCCCGCUGCUGUGUAUAUCCGCCCCUCUCCUCCCUUUCGAGGGUACUGGCGACAGCCGGGCCCUGGGGUGGCAGCGCAGCCACCAAACGUCUCCGCCGAGUUGUCUUUGCUAGUUGGCGGCUCUUUUCGGCUGGGUCCGGAUCGGGGAUUGGAAAAUGGCGCCGGCGCCCCAAGGCGUCCGGGAGGAGCCGCGGCUGGAUCGUCGGUCCAGAGCACUUUCCCGGCUUCUUUUCCUCGCCCAGGCUGCUCUCCUCUUGCUGCCGGCUGCUCGGGCGGGCCUGUGCCCCGCGCCCUGCUCCUGCCGCAUCCCUCUGCUGGACUGCAGUCGCAGGAAACUACCAGCGCCGAGCUGGAGGGCGCUGUCGAGCCCGCUGCCCCCCGACGCUGCCAGCUUGGAUCUGAGUCAUAAUCGCUUGUCUGACUGGAACAUCAGUUUGGAAUCUCAAACCUUACAAGAAGUGAAAAUGAAUUAUAAUGAGCUAACAGAAAUCCCAUAUUUUGGAGAACCAACCUCUAAUAUUACUCUGCUCUCACUAGUCCAUAAUAUAAUCCCAGAAAUAAAUGCAGAAGUGUUUCAGUUUUACCCUGCUCUUGAGAAUUUAGAUCUCAGUUCAAAUAUAAUAUCAGAAAUCAAGACCUCUUCAUUUCCUCGAAUGCAGCUUAAAUACCUAAAUUUGAGUAAUAAUAGGAUAACCAUCUUGGAGGCUGGUUGCUUUGAUAAUUUAUCCAGUUCCCUACUAGUGGUAAAGUUAAACAGGAACAGAAUCAGCAUGAUUCCACCUAAGAUUUUCAAGCUACCUCACCUCCAGUUCUUGGAACUUAAAAGAAACAGAAUUAAAGUGGUGGAAGGUCUGACAUUCCAAGGGCUUGACUCCUUAAGAUCUUUGAAGAUGCAGCGGAAUGGUAUUAGCAAACUUAAGGAUGGAGCAUUUUUUGGCUUGGAUAACAUGGAAGAAUUAGAGCUAGAGCAUAAUAACCUUACAGAAGUGAACAAGGGAUGGUUGUAUGGCUUGCGAAUGUUACAACAGCUCUAUGUCAGCCAGAAUGCUGUUGAAAGAAUCAGCCCUGACGCGUGGGAGUUCUGCCAAAGACUAUCUGAACUUGAUUUGUCCUAUAACCAGUUGACCCGCCUGGAUGAAUCUGCCUUUGUGGGUCUGAGCUUACUGGAGAGACUGAAUUUAGGGGACAACAGAGUCACUCACAUUGCUGAUGGUGUAUUUCGAUUUCUUUCCAAUCUUCAGACACUAAACUUAAGGAACAAUGAAAUUUCAUGGGCCAUAGAAGAUGCUAGUGAAGCUUUUGCUGGACUCACAAGUCUCACUAAAUUAAUCUUACAAGGAAAUCAAAUUAAGUCAAUUACAAAGAAAGCAUUCAUUGGUCUUGAAUCCCUUGAGCAUCUAGACUUGAACAACAAUGCUAUAAUGUCUAUCCAAGAAAAUGCUUUUUCUCAGACUCGCUUGAAAGAACUGAUUCUGAACACAAGCAGUUUACUCUGUGACUGCCAUUUGAAGUGGUUGCUUCAGUGGCUGGUUGAUAAUAACUUCCAGCAUUCUGUGAACGUAAGCUGUGCACACCCCGAGUGGCUAGCAGGGCAGAGCAUCCUGAACGUGGAUCUGAAAGACUUUGUCUGUGAUGAUUUUCUCAAGCCACAGAUAAAAAUGCAUCCUGAAAAUACAGUUGCUCUAAGAGGCAUGAAUGUGACUCUGACGUGCACCGCAGUGAGCAGCAGCGACUCACCCAUGUCUACCGUGUGGCGCAAAGACAGUGAAAUCCUGAAUGACAUCGAUGUUGAGAAUUUUGUUCGUUAUCAGCAGCAAGCUGGAGAAGCUCUAGAAUAUACGAGUGUCUUACAUCUUUUCAAUGUGAAUUUCACAGAUGAAGGAAGAUAUCAGUGUAUCGUUACUAAUCACUUUGGAUCUAAUUAUUCUCAAAAAGCCAAACUGACUGUGAAUGAGAUGCCAUCUUUCCUGAAAACUCCAAUGGAUCUCACUAUCCGCACUGGUGCCAUGGCCAGAUUAGAGUGUGCUGCAGAGGGGCACCCUGCACCUCAGAUUUCUUGGCAGAAAGAUGGUGGCACCGACUUUCCUGCAGCUCGAGAAAGACGCAUGCAUGUCAUGCCUGAGGAUGAUGUCUUCUUCAUUGCCAACGUGAAAAUAGAAGACAUGGGAGUCUAUAGCUGCAUGGCACAAAAUAUAGCCGGAGGCCUUUCAGCAAAUGCCUCUCUCACAGUAUUAGAGACACCCUCAUUUAUCAGACCCCUGGAAGAUAAGACAGUAACCCGAGGUGAGACUGCAGUAUUACAGUGCAUAGCUGGAGGGAGCCCUGCCCCUCGUCUCAACUGGACCAAAGAUGACGGGCCACUGCUGGUGACAGAACGGCACUUCUUUGCGGCAGCCAACCAGCUUCUCAUCAUUGUCGAUGCUGGCCUGGAAGAUGCUGGGAAAUACACCUGCAUUAUGUCUAACACCCUUGGGACAGAACGUGGUCACAUUUACCUAAAUGUCAUUUCAUCUCCCAAUUGUGACUCUUCCCAGAGUAGCAUUGGGCAUGAAGAUGAUGGCUGGACCACAGUUGGCAUUGUCAUCAUUGUUGUGGUCUGCUGUGUUGUGGGCACCUCUUUGAUCUGGGUCAUUGUUAUUUACCACAUGAGAAGGAAGAAUGAAGACUACAGUAUCACAAACACAGAUGUCUCUUUUACAGAGGAGCUUAAUCUGCCUGCAGACAUUCCCAGCUACUUGUCUUCCCAAGGAACACUGUCAGAGCCACAAGAAGGCUACAGCAACUCUGAGGCAGGCAGUCAUCAGCAACUUAUGCCUCCUGCCAAUGGAUAUUUACACAAAGGCGCUGAUGGUGGUCCUGGUACCCGGGUUAUUUGCUCAGAUUGUUAUGACAAUGCCAACAUCUACUCCAGGACCCGAGAAUACUGCCCGUACACGUAUAUUGCUGAGGAAGAUGUUCUAGAUCAGACACUGUCCAGCCUCAUGGUCCAGAUGCCCAAGGAGACAUAUUUGGCACAUCCUCCCCCAGAUGCCCCUACCCUGGAGAGCCUGGUGUCAUCAGCAGACAAAGAGAUGGCUGCCUUUCCCACCAACCAUGAGAGGAUAAAUGAGAAGAAACUUACGUCCACACAGAUGAAUAGUGAAACGUUGCCGCGGCCUCUGUGGAACAUAAGCAAAGAGCUAGGCUUGCCUCAUCCUCCCUUUUCCCAGCAGCCAGUCCUUGAGCCACCACAAGUCCAUCAAAAUGAGGGUCUGGCAGAGAGUGGCCCAGACUGUUCCGCCUCCCCCACGCCUUGUCACAGGUUGCAUGACCAUGCUUUUGAUUUUAGUAGGACUCGGAACAUUCAGGAUGGUAGUGAGGGCACAUGAAACUCACUCCAGAAAGAGAUGUGGGCAGAGACUCAAGUUACUUCAUUUUGUAUUUACUACCUCAGAGUUCAGAAGAAACCCCAAAGUCAGCAUUUGCUUUACCCCAUCUGCAGUUACAUCUGACCCCACUGAGGUACGCCAGGCAUUUAUUUGGGCUUAUUCCUGAUGAAGAAGGGGAAAUGGCUGACAGAAAUGGGUACAUCUAAUAAAACCUGUGCAACACGGACAGAGGAAAAUACAGGACAAAACGUUCUUGCUGAUGGUUCCAUGGGGAUGUGCCCAGCUGUGCACUGCCUGUUAGGGAGUCUCAUUGCUGCUUAACAUGCUGGAUUGUCUCAACCUGCAGAAUGAUUCUGAGAAAACAUCACUGUUCUGGUGUGUCUUCCAGGAGCAGAAAUAACUUUGGAGCCCUCUGGGAAGUGUGUCUGGGAUUCUUCAGUGGUUUUAAGCAUCUAGUUGAGACCAGGGCUUUGAUAUUCAGGGUCUUUGACAAGAAUCCCAGGCUUGACCAAUUGUUACCACAUCAAAGGGUUUUGUAUUCUUGUGAAUCUUUUUUUUUUUUUUUGGUCCUUAUCACCCAGGGAUCUCAUUGUAAAUAUAUGUGCAUUUAUAAAUAAUUUUUGUAUUCAUUGACCAUAUGUGUUGGCUGCAUUGUAAAUAUUUUUGAUAUGCCAGAAUUAUAUAUAAUACCCAGUUAAUAAUA
Mustela lutreola (European mink) is the source of this 4139-nucleotide messenger RNA. RefSeq names its product leucine rich repeats and immunoglobulin like domains 2 (gene LRIG2). The record is from RefSeq and is a predicted model, not a curated record. Bases 224 to 3436 code for a protein of 1070 amino acids. NCBI's taxonomy places the organism in Eukaryota, Metazoa, Chordata, Mammalia, Carnivora, Mustelidae. The transcript has 18 exons. Gene Ontology annotation, molecular function: protein binding.